This is a messenger RNA of Trichogramma pretiosum, 4786 nucleotides long. RefSeq names its product anoctamin-8 (gene wwk). Gene Ontology annotation, cellular component: plasma membrane. Lineage: Eukaryota; Metazoa; Arthropoda; Insecta; Hymenoptera; Trichogrammatidae. The record is from RefSeq and is a predicted model, not a curated record. The transcript has 18 exons. Gene Ontology annotation, biological process: chloride transmembrane transport. Bases 183 to 3881 code for a protein of 1232 amino acids. Gene Ontology annotation, molecular function: chloride channel activity.
GCGAGAGGUCGUGGUGCGCGCGUUGUCGUCGUGUUCGACGACGACUACGAGUUGUUGUGCUGCUGCGGCGGCGGCGGCGGCGGCGGCGGUGCGGAGUGUGUUUUUAUCUCUUUGGUAUAAUAGUGCGUGUUUUGUUGUGCUGUUUCGCUGAUCGCUGAGCUUUCGAGGCAUUCGUUACUACGAUGCCCGAAGGCGGCGGCGGUGGUGGCAACGAGGGGUCGUCGUCGUCGGCUGGCCCCGACGAGACAGCCCCUUUGUUGAGAGCGCAGCAGCAAUCGAACGACGACGACGAUUCGGCCACGAUCGUCGGGGCCGACGGCCUCAAGCGCAGAAAAGUCAUACACGCCGCCAAAGAGACACUCGAUAAGGCGUCGCGCCUACUGCGUCGAAAGAUACCAUGCACGGGCCACCUGAUGACCCCUCGCCGCCUGUGGAUACAAAAAGUUCCAACUCAAGAAUGCGACGUGGUGAUGAUGUUUCCGAGCGGCAGCAACGAGGAAACUUUGAUGUGGCUUCUCGGCCGACUGCGAGCUGGCAGUCCCGGGCUCGUGGUUCACGUGCGACACCACGCCUCGUCCGACAGCUACGGUUUCUACCUGACGGCUCCGUUCUCGACUUUACUCAAAGCGGCCGAGGAGGUGCACCUGCCGAAGCGACUGCAGCAGGAGUACGGCGGCGGCCUCAAGGAGUUCGUCGGUACGGAGGCCAAGUGCUACGAGGGCAGCGACGACGCCGCGGCCUUCUUCACGACGCAGGAGCGCCAGUCGCUGGUGCUGCAUCUUCUUCACACGCUGAGGGCCGGUCCGCACGACAGUCUGCCGGGUCUCAAGCUCGUCGACGGACAGGCCAUCAUACCCAAAUGCCUGUCCGCUGGCAUCAUCUCACAGGUCUUCCCGCUGCACGAGUUGCCGGCGCUGGAGAAGCUUCAGCGCUCGUGGGUAAGAGCGUUUCUCAGUCCCCAGCCCCUCGACGACAUAGCCAGGUACUUUGGCGUCAAGAUCACGAUGUACUUCGCGUGGCUGGGCCACUACACUACCGCCCUCAUUGUUCCAGCCGCGGUGGGUGUCAUAUACUGGGUCGGCAUCAUCGGCAGGAAUCAGGCGGUGGAGGACGUGGCCUACGUGCUGUUCUCGAUUUUCAAUGUGAUAUGGGCGACGGUCUAUCUGGAGACGUGGAAGCGACGGGGGGCGGAGCUCGCUUACAGAUGGGGCACGCUCGAUCAGAGGGAUGAUCUGCUCGUCGAGCCGAGGCCACUUUUUACGGGGACUUGGGAGAUAUCACCGGUGACCGGCAAGCCCGAGCAAACAUAUCCCAGCUGGAAGAGGAACGUCUUUCGCUACUUCGUCAGCGGGCCCAUCAUCGCGGUCUGUCUGUUUCUCGUCUUUCUCGUCAUGUUCGUCAGUUUUCAAAUUCAGGACUGGUGGGACGCGCGUCUCGAGGCCGCCGGUUACGGCUUCUGGCUGAGCUACGUGCCCAAGGUCCUGCUGGCCAUCGUCAUCGCCCUGAUGGACGAGGCUUACUUCAAAGUGGCCGUCUGGCUCAACGAUCUGGAAAAUUAUCGCCUUGACACUGAGUACGAGAACCAUCUGAUCUGCAAAGUGGCACUGUUUCAGUUCGUCAACUCUUUUCUAUCGUUAUUUUACAUUGCGUUUUAUAUCCAAGACACCGAAAGACUCAAAGAGCAAUUGGCAGCUCUAUUGAUAGCGCGUCAAGUGAUCGGCAAUCUCAAGGAGUCGGCGGUGCCUUACCUCAUCGAGCAGCUGCGACUGGCCCGCCUGAGCUUCGAGAUGUUCGGCGCGCUGAGCCCGAGCGAGGCCCGACAACAACUGCCCGGCGAAGCGGCGGCAGCACCGGUCAAUGUCUCGAAGGACGAGGACGAGACCGUCGCCGCUGCUGCUGCGGCUGCCGCCGAGGACGACAAGGAUCAUCCGAGGGUAGCCAAGCAACGAAACAUUAGCCAAGCUGAACUCGAGAGUUCGCUCUACAGAGUAGGACACCCUACUAAUUCUCUACUUAGUGACGUUGCUUUCAAGCAGGUCUUUGGUUUGAGAGGUCGAUUUGUUGAAAAAAUUUUCGUUGGCUGCAGAAAGUUAUGGAGCAUGAUGUUGUUCAGAAAGAAAAUUCCGUCUUUGCAGUACGACGGCGCCUUCUCGGAGCACCUGGAAAUGCUGUCUCAGCUCGGCUACGUCUGCCUGUUCUCCUCGGCCUUUCCGCUCGCGGCGCUCUGCGCGCUGAUGGGAAAUCUGCUGGAGCUGCGCGGCGACGCCUUCAAGCUGUGCUUCGUCCUGCAGCGGCCCUUCGGACGCAGAGUGUCCAAUAUCGGAACUUGGCAGAACGCCAUGGAGGCGAUGGGUCUCGUGGCCAUACUGGUGAACUGCGCCCUGAUCGGUCUCAGCGGCCAGGUCCAGCGAAUGUUCCCGGAGAUGUCGGCCACCCAGACGAUACUGCUGAUAGUCGCGCUCGAGCACAUCAUGCUGGCGCUGCGCUUCGUCAUCAACUGCGCGAUCCCGGACAUACCGAGCUGGGUGGCCACCGAGAUGGCCAAGGUGGAGUUUUUGCGACGCGAGGCCGUCAGGAGACUGUCGACGACACCCUCGCCGUCGGAUCAUCACGCCUCCACGGUCAUAGGGAGAUUCGUGGUGCGUGCCGCAGCAGCUGGUGGUGGCAGCGGCGGUGGAGCCACGUCCUCGUCCAGCGCCAGCGGCACCAUGGCCAGCAGCAGCCAGGAGGAGCUCAGGCUCAGGCAGCAGGCCCAGCAGGAGUUGGCGAGCGCCCGGGCGGCCUAUCGCGCGAUGCAGUCCAGUCAGCCGGGCACGCCGACCCUGUUCUCGACCAGCUCGAGCGCAGCGGGUACACCCGCGGCUGCGGCUGGGGCUGCCGCCAGCCAUCAUCAGGUGCCGAGGAUAACCGAGACGUCGACGCCGCAGACGCCGGGUAGCACGGGCAGCGGCAGCGAUCACAGCAGCACCUUCUUGGCCGAGGCCGCGGCGACGACCACCAGGGAUAUCAGCAAUUUGCCAAGGGGUAGCAUACCGGGUGGCGAGAGAGGGAGAAGGUCGAGGGAGUGGCUGGCGAGCGAGCAGGAGUCGUCGGGCAGCGGCGAGUACAGCCAUCACCUGACCAUCGGUCCAAGCGGCGGCGUCGACUGGAUACGCAGACUAGGCCUGGAGAGCGGAGGCGGCCGGAAAUCCAGCGACUCCGAGAUCAUAUCCGGCAGCAACAGCGGCGACGAGAUGGCGUUUCACCGCUCGACGGACUGCAUCGUCUCCAAGGAUCUGGCCGGCUCGUCGGACAGCGAAAUGCGUUACGAGUUACGGUCCAUACCGCCCUGGACGCCCAACGCCAAGAAUCAGCAAAAGUAUCGCUCGUCGCCGGAGCGAGAGCCGAGGUCUCGCGAGAAAGAGAAGCAGCAGCAAUCGCAGCAGCUGACACCGAUGCAACAGUACCAGCAGCAUCGAGACUCGGUGGCCGAGCAUCGCGAGCGGGAGCGAGAAAAGGAGGCGGUGGCGCACGCCGCUGCAUCGGCCGCCGCUGCUGCUGCUGCCGCUUCGACGAGCCAGAGUACAUCGGCCGGCGGCGAAUCGAGUCGAAGGACAUCGAGUCAGGACGACGAGAAAGCCAAAGAGGAGCGAGAGGCCAAAAAGACGAGGGUCAAGCAGAGCCUGAUGAAGAGGGCUCGCUCCGUAGCAAUAUUUUCUCUCAAGCUCAAGGAGAGGAGAGCCAGGGAAGCGGAGAUCAAGGCGAAGGAAGCCGAGCGAGAGGCGAGAUGGCAACAGCAGCAGGCCUGCGUGGGCGGCGAGCUCUCCUGCAUACCCAUCGAGCAGCUCAUAUCUGUCGAGGAUAUCGCGGCUAUGGAAUCGAUGCGCCGAAUGAAUCACUAGUCGCGACCGCAUCAGCAGCAGCAGCAUCAGCUCCGUUAAACGCUUUUUUUUUAUUCUUCGGUGAUGAAAGUACGCGGCGAGGAAAACUGUAGCUAGAAUUUUGCUAAAAAAAAAAACACGACUACGGUAUUUCUCGUCGUGUACUCGACUGUGACUGAGUGCGUGAGUGUGUGAGUGUGUUUGUGCCUGUGUCUGUAAGAUGUUUAGAGCCAAGCGGACGAGUAAAUCACAAUCAAAAGAAAAUUAAACGAUGAAAAGCCAAGAAUAAUGUUUUCUGCGGUGCGGCCGCACGCCUUGGAAACACGCAUCCGCGCGGGAGGAUUUAUCCGAAAAGCUGUAGUAAUAAUAAAUAAUACGCAACGAAACAACGAAACUUAGCCAAAUGAAUAUUGAAAAAAAAAAAAAAUUCGUAUGAUUUCGCAUAAAAAGUCUUUGCGCGAAUGAACGAACGAACGAACACGCGAUCGACCCAUCUUUGAAGCAGCAGGUUUUUCAACGUCGACUGAAUAAAUGGUGCUUAUAAUUAAUUGUGUAUAAAUUUGUAAUCUUUCCUAGAGUUCGUUACGAUAUUUUUCUUCUUCUUUUCCCAUUGUCCAGAAAAGCGCAAAGUAAGAUCUAAAAAUGAAAUUACACACGAAUUAUGUCAAUUAAUAUUUUUGAACAACGUUAAAAGAAAUAAAUGAGUACUCAAGGUCGGAAAAUAAACAUUAUCAUAAAUACGAGUAAAAAUAUAAAAAGUAUAAAUGAAAUUUCAGUUGCCGAAAAGCCUGCAGCUAUUGUAAGAUUUAGAUUCAAAUCUAUAAGUAACGUAGAAAAAAAAAGCAAUCGAUCUAUCAAACCAAGACUAAUGUAUAAUGUUUCCCUCGCUCUUACGAUUGUACGAGAAGAAAAAUAAAAAAAAAAAA